Talaromyces marneffei is the source of this 678-nucleotide messenger RNA. RefSeq lists its product as uncharacterized. Lineage: Eukaryota; Fungi; Ascomycota; Eurotiomycetes; Eurotiales; Trichocomaceae. The coding region runs from base 1 to 678 and encodes 225 amino acids. The record is from RefSeq and is a predicted model, not a curated record. The transcript has 4 exons.
AUGGCAAGCCAGCCAGAUUAUUACAAAGUUUUGGGGGUCUCCCCUACAGCGACGCAGCAAGAAAUUCGAACUGCAUAUAAGAGGGCCUCUCUACGAACUCAUCCUGACCGGGUACCUGUCGACGCUCCCGACAGGGCUUCACGUACGAAACAAUUUCAAAAAGUAAAUGAUGCCUACUACACGCUAUCCGACCCCUCACGCAGGCGUGACUACGAUGCUGCCCGAAUGAGCUAUUUCGGCGACGACCACAGCGAGAGUGCCGACGAAGAUAUCCCCCGUGGCGGCGCUGGUGGUUUCUCAUGGUCUUCAUUUGAUUUCAGCGGCUCAGAACGGGAGCGGGAGGGACGUGACUCCAAUCAAUUCGGAUCCAUAUUUGAAGAAAUGCUUCGCGAAGAAGGGCUUGCUAGCGAUGAGACUGUGAACGGGCAAAGGAGAUCUGUACCCACAAAGAAGUUUUGGUCUAUUGUUGGUGCGAUCAGUGGUGGUGCUUUGGGCUUCAUAGUUGCCAACGUGCCAGGUGCGCUGGCAGGUGCUGUGGCUGGUAACAGGCUAGGUGCGGUGCGAGAUGCGAAAGGAAAGAGUGUCUAUGAUGUUUUUAUUGAGUUGCCGCAGUCAGAUCGUGCCAGGCUUCUGAGCGAGCUUGCCGCGAAAGUUUUACAAACAACCCUAGGUCGAUGA